Messenger RNA from Pelobates cultripes (western spadefoot toad), 24459 nucleotides. NCBI's taxonomy places the organism in Eukaryota, Metazoa, Chordata, Amphibia, Anura, Pelobatidae. The record is from the annotation of a GenBank genome assembly.
UUCCGACUCUCUCUCAGUUUUUUGAGUUAAUGUGCCGCUGUAAGCAUUGAUUUCUGAGAGCAAAAUACAUUUAGUUCAAUAAAACCUUGUAAACCAAGCCAAGACUGUGACGAGCGGUUCAUCUCUUGUGCUUAGAACUCGUAUGGUCUCUGCGCUUUCCCCAACGUCGGACGUUAGAUGCGUAGUUGUCAUAGCAACCACCUCCGUGUACGGCUGAGCUGCAGGUAAAGUGGGCUAUGAAUUCUAUUGCUGUAACUUUCUAUAUAUCACAUUAAGUCAACCAUUAUCCCCACACAAGCAGAGCCAGCACGGGAUAAGGAGCGGCUGGGGACACCGUGUAAUAUUAACCAGUUAUUGCCUCGGGUACAGCACUCAUAGGACUAGCGAGCUUAUUUACUAAAGUCCGAAUUGCGAGUAAAGUGAUCCCCUGGCAGGUGGGGGUCCUAAUUAAUUAAACAAUAGAGAGGGGACAGACAUUAUCCCCCACUCCCAAUGUCAGUAUGUCUGCAUCCUGCCACCUCCAAUAAAAAAAUAAAAUAACCCAUCCUACCCCCCUGACCUUAUUAAUAGUGAUGGAGGGGGGCAAUUCAUUUAAUACCCAUGAAUAAAGAUUAUAUUUACCAUUACAACUCUUAUAGUUGUUCUUAUCUUUAGCCCCCAAAAAGGCUAAAUAAAAAUCCCUAAUUCCCUACACAACUAAUGAAAAAAAUAAAAAAAAAUAAACAACUCGCAAAGGAAAAAAAAAACUGGCAAAUUAUAAAAAUACACGGAAUAAAAUGAAUUCAUCCUCACCCAUGGAGGCCUUAUAGCGGGGAAUUCCCUUAGUAAGGCAUACAAAAAAAAAGAAAAAGUAAUUCAGACUAAAAGGUCCCUUUCUUCUAUAAACAUAGCAGUUUCAGAGAAUCCAGCCUCCAAAGCCUCUAGUGGCUGUCUCAUUGACAGCCGCUAGAGGCGCUUGCGUGAUUCUCACAUUCUGAAAAUCACAGUGAGAGCACGCAAGCGUCCAUAGGAAAGUGUUGUAAAUGCUUUCCUAUGAGACUGGCUGAAUGCGCGCGCAGCUCCUGCCGCGCGUGCACAUUCAGCCGAAGGGGAGGAGUGGAGGAGGAGAGCUCCCCACCCGGCGUUGGAGAAAAGGUAAGUUUUAACCCUUUCCUCUCCCCAAAGCCGGGCGGGAGGGGGACCCUGAGGGUGGGGGCACCCUCAGGGCACUAUAGUGCCAGGAAAACGAGUAUGUUUUCCUGGCACUAUAGUGGUCCUUUAAUAGAAACAAUCUGACUGGUGCAGUGCGGCAUUUUGACACACAUGCGCACUAGCCUAACAAUGCUUUCCUAUGGUCAGAAUUGAUGAGAUUUCAAAGUAAAUUUCACCAAAAUUGAAAAAAAUAUUCUCCUAAGUCAACUGUGCUUUCAGUUUGCCCACUUUGGCCUAAAAUUUGAAAUUCACUUACAGUUACAACUCCUUCUUUUAUACUCAGCUAGUAGUUAUGCUAUUCAAAUCUAACACCAGUGCAGUAACCAGUUCUUCAAUUGUCAUUUAAUAUAUACCAAAAAAUAAAUUCUGUAAAUCACCUUAAUUCGACUCUUUCUUGUGCCAAAGGGGUCUUCGUUAUUCUGAGAAAGUCAGUGAACCUAGAUUUAUGAACAUUGACUUGGAUAAGAGACAAAUAUGAUGUGCCUGUUUCAACAAAUGGUGAUCCCUUAUAAUAGCUUGGGGAUUGGGUUUGAACUAUAAAUUAAGAAUCAUUGGUAUAUUUCUUCUUGCAAUUAAUUUAUAUAGAGGUUUUUACAUAUCAUUCACCACUUAAAAGGACACUACACCGCCCAAAUAAAAAAUAAAUAAAUGGAAAUCAUUGUAGUUUACAGCAGAAAGGGUUAAUUCUAGAGGGACCUGGCACCCAGAUCACUUCAUUAAGCUGAAGUGCUCUGGGUGCCUGUAGUGGUCCUUUAAUUUCUAAAAGUGUAAUUCUAUUGAAAUAUGCACUUUUUGUAAAAUGAAAAAAAAGAGAAUAAUCUUUUUUACAUAUAAAGCAUUUUAGCAAGCUUUAGGGGGUCCGGAGUGUCAUAGAAACAUAGAAACAUAGAAUGUGACGGCAGAUAAGAACCAUUCGGCCCAUCUAGUCUGCCCAAUUUUCUAAAUACUUUCAUUAGUCCCUAGCCUUAUCUUAUAGUUAGGAUAUGCCUAUCCCACGCAUGCUUAAACUCCUUUACUGUGUUAACCUCUACCACUUCAGCUGGAAGGCUAUUCCAUGCAUCCACUACCCUCUCAGUAAAGUAAUACUUCCUGAUAUUAUUUUUAAACCUUUGUCCCUCUAAUUUAAUUCUAUGUCCUCUUGUUGUGGUAGUUUUUCUUCUUUUAACCCCUUAAAUCCGGAGGACGUACAAUUACGCCCUCUAAUAGGCGGCUCUAAACGCCGCCGGGCGUAAUUGUACGCCCUCCGUUUUUUGUUAACUUACCCGGUCGCCGGCGGUCCCACGCCGGCGAUCGCGGUGGGGGGGACUCCCAGGGAGCCCCCCGCGGCAGAUCCUUCUCCUCCGGUGCUCCCCGGCCAUGUGAGAGUGGGGUCCUAGCGAGGACCCCACAAUCACAUGGCCGGGUAGGCUGCCUCCUGCAUUGCCAGCAGGGGGGCUGCCUGUAAUGACAGGUGGUCCCCCUGCUGGCUGAAAAUAAAAUUAAAAUUACAUUUAUUGGUGUAAAAAAAAAAAAAUAAUAUAUACUUAGAUCAUAUACAUACAUACAUAUAUAUAUAUAUAUAUAUAUAUAUAUAUAUAUACACAUAUAUACACACACACACAUAUACAUACACACACGUACACCGUCUAGGUGUAUUUUACUAUUAAUAUAUAUAUAUAUAUUAAUAUCAAAUUACACGUAGACUGAUACUGAUUAAAUAUAUAUAUAAUUAUUGUUAUAUAUAUAUUUAUAUAUAAUAUAAAAAAAAUAAAAAUGUAAAUACUUUAAAAAAUAAAAUUAAAAAAAUAAUUAAAAAUAAAUAAUUAAAAAAUAUAUAGAUGUGUGUUAUUUCGUUCUAACUGUUUUGUGAAAUUAAUAUAUAUAUAUAUAUAUAUCAAAAUACAUGUAGAACGAAAUAAUAUAUAUAUCUAUAUACAUAAAUAUAUACUUAUAUAUCACUAUAUAUAUACCUAUAUAUAAAUAAAAAUAUUUUUAAAAAAUUAUAUAGAUAUAUACAUAUAUAUACACAUACGUAUAUAUAUACAUAUAUUAAUUAUACAUAUAUAUUUAUGUAAUAUUUUUACAUAAUUAGGUAUCUUAAUUAAUUACAAUUACCAGGACCUGCCUGACAACCCAUGCCGAAAGUAAAGGGAAUUUAAUUUGCUAGCACUAUAUUUAACCCUAUAACUUUCCGAGACACCAUAAAACCUGUACAUGGGGGGUACUGUUCUACUCGGGAGACGUCACUGAACACAAAUAUUAGUGUUUCAAAACAGUAAAAUGUAUUACAACGAUGAUAUCGCCAGUAAAAGUGAAGUUUUUUGCAUUUUUCACGCACAAACAGCAUUACACGGACAAUAGUAUUGCUGUGAUACUUUUUACUGUUUUGAAACACAAAUAUUUGUGUUCAGCGAAGUCUCCCGAGUACAACAGUACCCCUCAUGUACAGGUUUUAUGGUGUUUUCAAAAGUUACAGCAUCAAAUAUAAGGCUUGCGUUUCAUUUUUUUCACAUUAAAAUUCGCCAGAUUGGUUACGCUGCCUUUGAGACCCUAUGGUAGCUCAAGAAUGAAAAUUACCCCUAUGAUGGCAUACCAUUUGCAAUAGUAGACAACCCAAGGUAUUGCAAACAGGGUAUGUCCAGUCUUUUUAGUAGCCACUUAGUCACAAACACUGGCCAAAAUUGGCGUUUUUUGCAUUUUUCACACACAAACAAAUACUAACGCUAACUUUGGCCAGUGUUUGAGACCAAAUGGCUACUAAAAAAGACUGGACAUACCCCAUUUGCAAUACCUUGGGUUGUCUACUAUUGCAAAUGGUAUGCCAUUGUGGGUGUAAAUUUCAUUCCUGGGCUACUAUACAGUCUCAAAGGCAACGUAACCAAUCUGGCAAAUUUCAAUUUCAAAUGUACGUGCUAUAUUUGACCCUGUAACUUCCCAAAACGCCAUAAAACCUGUACAUAGGGGGUACUGUCUUACACGUGAGACUUUACUGAAUAUAAAUAUGUGUAUUUUAUUGCAGUAAAAGCAAACAGUAUUAUGACACUGACCGUUAAAAUGCCAUGUAGAACUAAAAAAAUCAAAAAAAAUCUUAUUUUCUCCCAUUUUUUUCAUAUUAAAUUAUGUUUCACAGCUAAAUAUUUGAUAUUAAAUGAAAGCCCUGUUUCCCCUGAAUAAAAUGAUAUAUAAUAAGUGUGGGUGCAUUUACUAUGAAAGAGGUGUAUUACGGUUGGACAGACAUGUAGCGCAAAUGCCAGGUUUUGUUUACAUUUUGUUUUGUUCACAAUGUGUACAUUUGGCUCCGUCCUUAAGGGGUUAAAUAUAGUCUCCUCCUUUACUGUGUUGAUUCCCUUUAUAUAUUUAAAUGUUUCUAUCAUAUCCCCCCUGUCUCGCCUUUCCUCCAAGCUAUACAUGUUAAGAUCCUUUAACCUUUCCUGGUAAGUUUUAUCCCGCAAUCCAUGAACCAGUUUAGUAGCCCUUUUCUGAACCCUCUCUAAGGUAUCAAUAUCCUUCUGAAGAUACGGUCUCCAGUACUGUGUACAAUACUCCAAGUGAGGUCUCACCAGUGUUCUGUACAAUGGCAUGAGCACUUCCCUCUUUCUACUGCUAAUACCUCUCCCUAUACAACCAAGCAUUCUGCUAGCAUUUCCUGCUGCUCUAUUACAUUGUCUGCCUACCUUUAAGUCAUCAGAAAUAAUCACCCCUAAAUCCCUUUAGGUCCCUUUAAUUCAAGUGUUAACGACUGCACAACAUUUAUACAUAACAUUCUUACUUGUUUGAUUCUUUAUAAUUGUAUUUAGCAAAAAUUUAGCAAUUACUGUAGAUAUGGAGAAAUGUAAUAAAGGAGUAGUACUGAAGUACAUCUUCCAUGUUAAUUGUGAUUUUAAGUUUAUAAAUUAAAGGACCACUAUUGUCACCCAGACCACUUCAAAGAAACUGCUAUGUUAACAUUGCAGGGUUAAUCCAGCCUCUAGUGGCUGUCUUCCUGACAGCCGCUAGAGGCGCUUCCGCGACGCUCAAUGCGAAAAAUCACAUUGAGCACGCAGAACAUCCAUAGGAAAGCAGUGAGUAAUUGUUUUCCUGGCACUAUAGUGGUCCUUUAAGAAAAUAUAAUUAGUUUAUUUCUAUUUUAUUUUUUACAAAUAGAGCAAAUUGCUCAAGGAAUUAUGGGAUGUAGGGCAAGCACUAUUAAGAGGUGCUACCAUAAGGUGUCAAAAUGUCCGGUUGACUGGCAGGAGGGGAGUGCACAGCUCUCCCCUACUGCCAGUCACUCCAUGUAGCGUGGCCACACAGACAGUGGGAGAGGAUCUUAUUUAUCCCAGCUUCAGAUCAGACUCGGUAGAGGACACAGAAGAUCUUCUACCAUGGUCCACAGUGCAACAUAACGUGGGGGAGGGGUUGGGGUUUAAAAUGUUACUGGGGGGAGAAAAAAAGUGUAGGGCUAGACACAAAGGGACUCUGGGAGUGGGAAAUAAAACACAAAGUGGCUGUGGGCUAGAAAUGACACGUAAAGGGGAGCUAGGGAGGAGUGACACAAACAAAGAUGUUGGGGGUUGAGUUAUAUUUUUCAUUAAAGGAAUACUUCUAAGCACCAUAACCAAGACACCACUCUAAGUACAAUAAUCUUUAGUAUUUACGUAUUAAGGUAACUUGAUUGUUCUACAGCCCAGAGUAAUCUCAAAUUGAUAUCACAAUAUUGUCUUAAAGGCACAGUUAAAAGGAUAGUCUAAGCACUAAAAACACUACAGUAGUAGUAGUACUAGUACUAUUGCAAUGAUUAUGGUACCAGCAUACCUCUAGCACUAUCCUAUGGAGGCAGUCAAACCAUUUACUUCUGUUUAACAUAUCACUACUGACUAGAAGGACAAAUCCUGGCAAGUGUCACACCAUUUGUAAACACAUUUAUCUCUCAGCCAUUCCUUGUAUGUGCAACGCAGAAGUCCUAGGCUCCUGUUCUAGUAGUAUAGUUAGCAGAUUUGACGCCUGACAGGAUAAUUCUCUAAAAUAUUGUCGGGAAUUGAUAGUGCAUUAUAAGUGAAUUAAGAUUUUAAUCUGCAGUGGCUGAACUGAAAACAUAGCUGACUUGAAGUAUGUUUCCAGUUUUUUUCUAUAAAAUUUGCCUAAACUCUGUCUGAAAUUUCUAAAUCUUUUUGAAUUCUUGACAAGUCACGCUUCAGUAAAUUACCUUGACAGUGUGUUUUAACAUGCAAAAUGUUUUUAUUCAAAUGUAUGCAUCUAUGCAAAAUUGUCUAUGUAAAGUGUGUUGUAUACAUUUCUUUAUAAACUUAUCUGUCUGACUAAAAAAGUUGUGCAUUUAUUUCUCAAAUAGGUUUUCCAUAAUCAUGGUGUUGUAGUUCCUGUUUUAUGCAGUUCGCUUAUAUUUGCUCUGGAGUUAGUCAAAAUGAUGAACAUGUUGGGAGAUCGCACAUGCAUGGACAGCUUGAGGAAGGACAUCACUGACCUGCAGGGUACCCUGGUAGAUGUGUUCUCAAGGGUUGGGGCAGUCCGGUACCCUUCGUGGAAAUUUCCAGAUAAAACAUCAUGUGACCUGGACCUAGUGCAGUUGUUAGAGACAUAUGACCAUGUUGAAGAUGAACAUGAGUUCACACAGCUAUCACAUGUUGUCCUACUUGAGCUGGUCAUCGACAGGUAUAUUUCAUAUGACAAACAUUUUGCUACAAGAAUUUAGGUCAUGGGUGGAGUAAUAUUUGACACCUCAGCUGAUUACAGACUAGAUUACAAGAUGUUUAAACAACACUCGGCUAGCUAAGCAUCUUGGAAACUGGAGUCCACAACAGAAAGGCAAAGACCCUUCAUUAAAUAUUUGAAGUGAAGCAGCACAAAUAAUCAUAACUGAUGGCGUAUCAUAUGCAGGGCUGUCCAACCUGUGGCCCCCCAGGUGUUGCUGAACUACAACUCCCAUGAUUCCCUGGCUAUCUGUUUAAUUGAAAGAAUCAUGGGAGUUGUAGUUCAGCAACAUCUGGGGGGCCGCAGGUUGGACAGGCCUGACAUAGAGACAUGUUCAAACCACAACACCUGGAAGAAUUAAUUUUGUUACCAGUCAAAUACAUCUGUAUUUCUUAAUUCAGGUGUAUUAAUAAUUACUUUAAAACUGUAAAAUGCAGGAGAACAUAGAAAAAUAUUUAAAUCAGUGCUGAAUGACCAUUGACACUUGCCAUCCCUUGAUACUUAACUGGAUACUACUCCAGAAGAAGAAUAAGGACUGUAAACAUAUAUUAACAUAUCAGAUCUGUGUCAAAUGGGUGCAUGCAUUCUGCAAGCACUAUGGAAAAAAUAGAUUUUACAUAUUAAAUUGUUAGCACCAUUUUAUCAGGCUGUUGAACAAAGUAAUUUUGCUUCUUCUUGUGGUUUGCAGAUAUAUUUUAGCUGAAUUGCCACCAGUUCCAACCGUUUGUGCUGCUCCGCUACAAAUAUGUUUGAUGGAGAUUCAGUUUCUAUGUUUCACUAUUGACUUCAAAGCUAACACAUACAAUGUCAAAUCCCCAUGGUCUUUUCCAUAUCCUUUAUAAAAUUGUAGAUAGACAUGAUGGUGUUACACUGAAGGAAGAACCGUUGGUGCACAACAUAAUUCAGUAUUGCGUUAGUCAUUUUUAAAGCGCUCCUAAAUUUGCAAAAUGAAAGAUCACAUAGAGGUUGAAUUUAAUGUUUCACAGGCAAGAUUUUCCUCGUUGAUGAACUAUUCAUAUCCUAGGUGUAUUGAAAUAUACCGGUAAUACUUUUUUUUCAUUUGUCCUGUGAUAGCAUCCUCUUUUCGUAUGUCAUAAGUGUUUUUAUUUUUUUAUUAUUAUUAUUAUAUUUAUUUUGUUAGAAGGCAUAAAUUCAUAUAGUUUUAGUGAUACACUUUCUAUAACUAAUGCUGGGAUAUAUACAGUUUACAUACAUGUCAUGAAAAAAAGAUUUUAAAGAGUAGCAAUUACUUCCUUAAAGGGAUACUAUAGGCACCAAGACCACUUCAUCUCAAUGACGCUGUCUGGGUGCAAUGUCCCCCUUGUUUAAACCCUGCAAUGUCAAACAUAUAUUUAGCUAAAGUCAGGAAAAGAGAUAUCAGGAAAAUAUAUUGACAAUCUAAGGUCAAAACAGAUACCAAAAUAGACAAUAAAUGAGGAAAAUACUAAGGAGAACAACACAGAGACAGUCUCAUCCUGCAUGACAGAUAUGGAUCAAUAAUUACAGGAAUACUGUACUUUUUUUUUGAAUCAGUUUCUAAAGAUGGUGCAACUUGAUUUUAAAUCUAACUUCUAGGUUUUUUAUUUUGUUCACCUCUCUUUUUUUCUCUAACAAUAAGUUUUUGUCAGGAUUAUAGUUGAUCCAGCACGCAGAAUUGUAUCACACCUAAAGACUAAGGAUACCGCCUAACCGGACCUUAGAAUGGCCGGACUUAACGUACCAGAGAAUAGUCAGAAUACUAGCUGAGGUCAGGGACACAGAAUGAGACAUAACAAUGGGGAAAGCCAAAAGUCAAGGAUACCAGAAAUCAGGAAAGUCAAAAUAAGGGGGUCUGCCUUGACAUUGGCAGGCGGGCAUUCCCUCCAGUGGCCAUGGGAGUAACUAAAUGACCUCCAUUUAUUUAAAUAUACAUAGGGAUUUAGGAGAGAGCGCAGGUAACUUUUUCUUUGUUUUUUACCUUGUGUAUCAGUCAGAGGCAUGUCACAGGCUGGCGUCACAUUGCAGCGUAUUGGGUACACUCCUACCAACUCUCAGCUUGUCCCCAGAGAUUCUCACGCCAGCCGCGAUAACCCCGCCUCCUUUUAUGAUGUGUCUAAUAAACGCCGACGUCAUGACGCUAAGAACGCCACAGCCCGCCAAGGUUUUCAAACAGUUGGGGGCGUGGUUACCUACCUAAUUGAACACUGUAUUUAAAGAGAAACCAGGAAGAGACUCAUAGCUCUGUUGUGGUUCUUGUUUGACCCAAGAGCGCGUAUUUCAUAUUGGUAUUCUUGUAUUCUGACUUUGGCUUCGUUUGACUAUUCCUCCUUCAGUGUUCCUUUGACCCCGGCUAUUGCAUUAUCAUUGAUCCUGAUUACUGGUACCCCUGACCUCGGCUCGCUAUUUGACUAUUCUUUGUGUGUGUAGUGUUAGUCCAGCCAUCCUAAGGUCUGGUAUACAUUACUAGUAUUUGCAUUCUGCGUGUAGGAUCCCCGAACGUUCCUGACACCCUUCUUGCCACAGUAUAAGCAGAGGCCUUCUUUUCUCCUGAACUAUUUCUCUGCCUCUGACAGUCUCAAAACCCCUAACUGCAUAGGUUCAGGUUCAGACUGCACAGAAGGGCCAGGGACAACAGGAUUGGAGAAGUGACAUAUUCAUACGUCUGGUUCUAUUUCUAGUUAUCUCCCUGUUCCUAAGUCGGUUAUCGAUAUGCAUCACAUAAGUGAUGUAUUCAUUUAACCUCACUGCUAGUUCUUUGGCUGCAAUCUCAUCAAGCUUCGUAUAAUCCCUCUGCAAAUGCGUUAUUAGUCCAGUCUACCUCAGAAGCCAGAGUGCGGAAUUCUAUGGCAUAAUCUGAGACAGAAUGGUUCCCUUGUUUGAUACGCAUUAGGGCAGUGGAAGCGUUGUUCUCCCUUCCCAAUGGUUCAAACAUUAAUUUGAAUUCCACAAGGAAUUCCUGGUAAUUAUGGACAACAGUCCUAUUACUCUCCCAUAAUGGAUUGGCCCAAGCUAAGGCUUUACCUUUCAGUUGGUUCAUUAAGUACCUAAUUUUAGCUCUAGCCGUGGGAAAGACCCAGGUGAGGCUUCAAAAUGGUACUCAAUCUGAAUAAGGAAUCCCUGACAUUCUUGAGUAUUACCUUCAAAUGCAGGGGUGGAAAUAGGGAGAUAGUAGGUGCCUUAUACAUUAUAGGUGUAGGUACAGCAGGCGGGGGUGUACCUGCCGGAGGAACUUCAGGCUGCAAAUGAUCCAUACGUAUUAGGAGCGUAUUGAAAGCCUGGGCAAAUUGAUCCAUACGGUGAUUAUUUUCCUCUAGCUUUCUCUCACAAGCUACUAUGUGCUGACACAAAUCUGCAGGAUCUAUGGCCAUGUCGUAAUGUCAGGAGUAUAGGUGAUCCAGCACGCAGAAUUGUAUCACACCUAAAGACUAAGGAUAACGUCUAAGCGGACCUUAGAAUGGCCGGACUGAACGUACCAGAGAAUAGUCAGAAUACUAGCCGAGGUCAGGGACAUAGAAUGAGACAUAACAAUGGGGAAAGCCAAAAGUCAAGGAUACCAGAAAUCAGGGAAGUCAAAAUAAAGCCAAAGUCAGAUACCAGAAAAACACGAUCAGGAACACACUCUUGGAUAACCAGCUAGUGGAAACCACGACAGAGCACUGACCAAAAGGUAAUUUGGGUUUAAAUAACCUGUAAUUGGCUGUCUCUGCUCUCUGACCCCAAAAUGUGCGUGGACGUCAAUGACAGGACAUCACACGCAUGUUGGUGCCAUCUUUGAUGUGGGCGAAGAUGAGUUUCCUAUUAAAACCGGAACCGCAGCAGCCGGUGUCUCUAGGAACGUUGUACUUGCUGGGGACCGUAACGGAAGGAGGACGGGUAUCGGUUUGCCGCAACCAAGGUAAGUAUACAAAAUCUCUGUUGGCGUGGCUGCUUAGUUUAUGUGCGGCCACGCCAGCAGAAGACCGGGGAGCCGUGACGGUUUUGUCUGAAUAUGUGAGCAUUCUGUGGUAAUAAUAAGCAAUAAUGCAGUUGCAUAGACAGCCAAAAAAAGCUUUUUCAUGGUACUAUAUGCUUAUGAUUUUUUUUUUUAAUUAUUAUUGUAAUUGAUUUAGUGUAUUUAUUUUUGAAAUUGUUUGUUUUUCUUUUGUUUUUUUAUUCUUUAAAUAUAAUUGACAUCAUCAUUAAAAACUAAUUGAAUAGAGAAAAAAUACUGACUUAAUUGAUCCACAGGUUGCUGCUCCUUCUUCAGAGUUUCAGCACAUACACAGAUCUAAUAAGCAGUGAGAAAGACCUCCCCCCUGCACGCAGCCAGGGAUCUUCUAUGUCCAUUGGCCUGGCAGUCCGCAAGUCCUGGACCAGCAUGCUAAAACUGGGAUCUGUUUACCAACAAUCAGUGAGUGAAAUAUUGAGAGACCUCUGCAGUGAUAAUCUGCUAUUAAACAUUACAUAUAUAUAUAUUUAUGUGUGAAUACACUCAAAUAAAUGAAUUUUCUGGGCAGUCUCUGUUAUUGUAGUGCAGCCUUGCAGAGAUUUUUAGACCCUUGACAAAUCCUCUCAUUUUACUCAAAACAUACUUUUGUUCGUGGGAUACUUAGCUGAAAACAUUUAAAAUCAGAAAUAAUUAUUUUAAGGUGACAGUGGUUUUCUAAAAUAUGCUGUUUGUAAGAAUGUUCCUGCGCUGGAAUUUCCACAUUUACCUAAUGCUUCUGCCUGUGAGACAUUAACGUAACAAGCAUUUAAAAAAAAAUUUUUUUAAAGUAAAGUCCAACCAUAUAUAAUGAACAUCGGUUUAGGUUACAAAUCUGAAGGAAAACUGUGACAGUGAAGAAGAAACAGCAUUCUACCGCAGUAAGAGAUAAAGCACUCAAACUACAUCAGUUUUAAAAAGGACACAAAGUGUUUGAAAAUCCCUGUGAACACUGUUUGGAUAAUUAACUGGAACUCAUCAUGGCUACAUAUCACCACCCAGAUACUGCCUAGAAAAUAUAAUCUUCAAAAAGCACACUGCUCAUCAGCAAGGCUUGGGAAUCUCAUGAGAAUUGGUGGAGCAAAAUACAGAGCAAUACUGCAGGAGAACCUUUUACAGUCUGUUGAAAAGCGUCAACUUUAAAUAUAUUUUAAAGGGGAGCUGUCAACAAAUUUUUACUUCUCCUUUUUAUUUUAAAGUUUAUUACAUUUAAUGAUAUUAUAGAUUUUUUUUAAAAUGAUUUCUAUUAAUUGUUUUGAUAACAUUUCACUUUUUAUCUGACUGAGCAGCUUUGUUGGAUCAGACUAAACUGUUUUCUGACCAACUGCUGCUCAACCUAAAUUGCCUGCUGCUAUAAUUGCUGUGUGUGGAACGGUUGCAAUAUCAUCGUUUCAUGUUAACAUUUCAAAAUGUAAUAAACUUUUUAAAAAGGAGAAGUUAAAACUCGAUGAGUUUUCCUUUUUUUAUAUUGGAUUUUGUUAACAUGUAAAACAAAAGCCAUAAGCUUACCUGUAAUCCAGCUCCGACACAUUCUCUUCUCUGCAGACGAUCCUCCCCACUGUGAAAGCAUCAAUAAUUAUGAUCUCUGGUCCAAUCCAAUACUUAUUAUAGAGAAGCAUUGUGGAUCUACUGUUUAUAAGUGGUAAGCAAUAGACUCAGCCAAUCCAAUGCUUUUCUUUUAGAAGCAUUGUAUACAACGCUUCUCUAUGAGAUGCCUUAGUCACAUUUGGCAUCAUGCUAUUCAUGUUUAUGCCAAAUGUGAACACAUUUUACGAUCAAAGGUCUUAAAGGACCACUCUAGGCACCCAGACCACUUCAGCUUAAUGAAGUGGUCUGGGUGCCAGGUCCUUCUAGGGUUAACCCAUUUUUUCAUAAUUAUAGCAGUUUCAGAGAAACUGCUAUAAUUAUGAAUGGGUUAAGCCUUCCCCCUAAUCCUGGUCUCAUUGACAGCCACUAGAGGCGCUUGCGUGCUUCUCACUGUGAUUUUCACAGAGAGCACGCCAGCGUCCAUAGGAAAGCAUUGUAAAUGCUUUAUGACUGAAUGCGCGCUGCCUGCGCGCGGCAUUCAGCGGGCGGGCGGCGCGGGAGAGAGGAGAGCUCAGCGCUGGAAAAAGGUAAGUUAUUACCCCUUUCCCCCUUCCAGAGCCGGGCGGGAGGGGGACCCUGAGGGUGGGGGCACCCUCAGGGCACGAUAGUGCCAGGAAAACGAGUAUGUUUUCCUGGCACUAUAGUGGUCCUUUAAGGAGGAAUCACCUCUAGUGGCUGCUUGACAACCCCUAUAUGUGUGUUUUUGGCCAAAUGUAAAAUGGCAAUGUUUUACAUUUUAAAAGAAAAAGGUUGUUACCCCUGCACGAAAAUCAUUACAUUAACAAGGUUAUUCACUAAACUCUGAAUUGUCGCAAACUACAUCUGAAUGGAAAAACUGAGGUAAAGAAAAAUAGCUGAUCUAGAAACAUUUUCCAGCUCAGACAAAGUAACAAUUUGGCUAUUUUUGUCUUAAUGUUUCCUUUUAAAUUUAAUCUGGGAACAUUUGGAAUUUAGGGAAUAACUGCAAACUGUAGUGAUUUUGGUGCUUCAACUAUCCUUUGAAGCUUGAGAAAAAAGUUCACCAAUGUGCAGGAAAAUGAUCUCUAAAGGCAAAAACAACUUUGGAAUUGCUGAAGAGCAAAAACAUGAAUAUCCAACUGCGGCCCAAUCAAUGGCUUUGGAGAAUCUGUUGAACUAUUUGAAAAUUGCAGUCCACAUGUGCCACCCAACCAACAGGAACCACAUGGAGAAAGAAAAGUGGGCAAAAGACAGGCACGAGUUCAGUUUUUCUUUAACUAUCAAAUUAGAAAUAACUAAUUUUAACUUUAUAAUAUACUCUUAGAACAGAGGAAUUUGCAAUGAAUAUAUUGUUUGGGCAUUUGUAAGAGUAAAUGAUUUUUAAUUCAGAAAACUGUGAUCAUUUUCAAUUGUUCGAAAUCCUUUUGUAUUGUUUUUGCACUGUAUUUACUUAAACCUUAAUUAUUUUUCAUCACAACUUUCUAAAAAUUCAUCAAUAACUGCAGCAAACAAAAUACUUUGUACCAUUCACAUACUAAUUCCAGAGGCAUUGUUGAAUAAUUCAAGAUUUUCUUCCUGUGCCAAUUUUGCUUGUUACUACAGUAAGGUUACAAGCUGAGGCAUCGGGCAUGUCUGCCUUACUCGAAGUUAAGCCACAUCACAGUUGAAGCUUACUGCUUCAUGAGUGCUGUUGCUUAUCACCAAAGAGGAACCCCAAUUAUAAAUUGAAGCAUGACAUCACUGUCAGUACACACAUGCUCACAGCUAGCUUUCUCUUUAUUGUAACUUAUAGCCACAUCACCAAUAUGCUUUUUUUUAUUUAACAUUUAUUAAAGAUCACCUUGAGUUUCCCUCUUGUAUAUGACUUAUUUGUGGUUUUAGAGCAUAAUUGGGAGACUGGUGGUUGUUGUUUGGGUGGCACUCUUUGUGUAGUGUAUUCAUUCACCCUGUCAUCUCCGUGGAGAUAGUAAUACCAUGACAUGGGGAUACUCCCAAUCCCAAUUGCUCAACAUUGGUGGAGGAAGUUUCAUACCAAGAGCUCAAACAGAUGAUCCUUCCAUUGCACGAUAAUCUGCAAGCUUUUACCCCACUGACCUCUCCCUUGCUAAUCAGUUUUUCCUCCGUUAUUAGCAAUUGCUCUCACAAUAUUAAGCAUCUCAUCGAUAACAUCUCCUUACUUUGCCUUGCCUUAACCCCUCCUUAUACUAACCCCAAGAGCUAACAGUUUUUCAAACUAUUUUACUGACAGCAUUGUUCAUUUAAGGAACAAUUCUCCUCACUUCAUUCCUCACACUCUAAACCGUGGAAGAAAUUACUCUGGGAGUGUACGAGGCUGUAAAAGUUGUGGUGCUUGGAGUGUUCCUUUAGUGUGUUCUAUGCUUGCCUAUGGAGAGUUUCGAAACGCUGGAUGUUCUCAUGCAAAGCAUAAAGACAUCCAGCAUCAUUUCAGCAUCAUUAAACUAUGUAAAAAGCAAGGAAUCACCUUUAGUGGCUGUCUAAGAGAAAGCUGCUACAGUCAGUCUCUCUGAAAUUGCAAUGUUUUACAUCGCAGGGUUAAGGAGACAGGAACAUUGCAGCCAGACCAUUUCAAUGAGUUUUCCUUUAACAUGCUCUCUUUCUUCUGGUGUCCUGCCCAUGUCCCUUAAACAUGCAACUGUCACUCCUAUCCUACAAAAAGCCAUUUCUCAACUCAGCUGCUCCAUCUAACUGCUCCUCACUCCCUUUUGUAAUGUCACAUACCAGGUCUUACGCUAUUGUAGACUCUCCCCUAGAAUUCAAUACUUUGAAGAGACCCUUGAAAUCCACCUCUGAAGACAAGCCUAUAGCCUUCCUGGGAAAUUCCCAUUAUUCAAAGCUGUAUACGCCCUCUCUUUUAACAUAGGCUCUAUGUCUACUCUACUAUCCUACCUUCCAAAUCUACUGUUUUCCUCUCACUCACCUGUUAACCAUGUUUACUGCAUAGCUGUGCCUCUUGUCUUUCUACCUGAUCUCCUCUAGAUUUUAAACUCCUUUGAGCAUUUGUGUGGUCAGAUCAAUAAACAGCACUUUCAUUGAGCUUCCUGGUAAAAUUUAAUUGAUAUCAUCCGAGUGCAGGUUUUCUUCUUUUCUUUUUUUUGCUGUUGAAUUUCUACAUUACAAUUGUAAAGCCCCACGGAACUUGUUAGUACUUUAUAAAUGGUAACAAUAAUAAUAUAUACAUUUAUUUGUUUAUUAAUUUGUAGAAGUCUGAUAAGAAAAUAACUACAUCAAAAGAAAAUGAGACAUCAAAGGAAACAUCUAGACGCGUGUCUUCAUCCAGAUGCCAAUCUACCCCCACUUCUCAAAACAGAACUGAGACCCCCGCUUUGAGAGGAUCCCAAAACUGCAUUGCUUGGGAUACUCGCACAAUAGGCUGCCAGACCAUGGAGUCUUCCCUAGUGCCAUGCGAUGCAUGUGACAUAGCUCAAAGCAGUCUACGAGAAGUCAGUGAUGCCAUAAUUAACGUAUGCAAAGAUCAGAACCUGCCCUGUUCCCUCUCCAGAAUUAAAGAAAGAUUCAACCCAAUGGGUAUUCUGUCACCUAAUGAGAUGCGUUACUGGGCAAGUGAAGAAAGUAAGGACAUGGCACGUAUAAGCAAACACCUGUCUGAGCUCAAACAGGUGAUCCUUCCAUUGCAGGAUCAGCUGCAAGCUGCCAGUGUAGAAAAAGAUAAGCUGCAGCAAAAUAUAGAGAGUGAAAAGAAGCAGAUACAAGCCCACCGAGAGGACAUGCAGAGACAGCUAAAAGAGAAUGAGAGGCAUAUGCAGGAAAAAGAGCACAAGCGCAAGGAAGACAUCAAUAAAAUGGAGAGGGAUAAGGAAGAGCUAAGGAAAGGUACAUGACUGAUAUAAAUAAAAACUAGUAUAUGAGGGGUCGUGGGUACAUUUACAGAUUAACCAUAGUAAACAUUUAUGCAUUCAAUGCAGGAGCUGCAGUUCUUGAAGAGAGAGUUUCCAUUCUUAAAGAAGAGCUGAAAUCCCAGCACAGCAUUAUCCGAGACCUGGGUGAGUACUGAUAGUAAUGGAAAUGUAACUGUAAAAGAGAAUUAGUCUUUAUUCAUUUUAAAAGGACAUGUGAGCAUCCAGUCCUUUGAUAUGACGGAACAUAUGAAGGUAGCAAGAAACAUUAGUAGUGCAGUUAUUAGAAUUCCACCACAAAUGUGGUAUAUAAGUAGUUUGGAACAGCUUUGAUCCUUGGCUUAAAGCCUUCAUCAGAUUCCAUAGUGAAUACCUGGGUGUUUGCAUUUGAAAGUCCUGUGAUUAUUUAAAACUGUGCUCAAGAGUCUGUAAAUGAGAGACAAGAGACAACAUUGUGCUUCUGUGUUAAAGGGACUUAUGUUGUUAUAUGUGUAUUAGAAUUGGCAAAAGAGCAACUUGUGUGUGAGAUGCAGAGCAUGGUGAAUAAAGAGAAAGUGACAGAGCUGGAGCAGAAAGUGAACGAAUUGAGAAGUCAUCUUGAUACAACAAUGCAGCUCCUAAAAGAUUCAGAGGAGCAUGUGUCCAAAGAGAGAGCUCGCGUAGAAAGUCUAGAAAACCAUAAAGAGGUGAGUGGGUCAUUUGUAUUUACAGUUGUGUUUGAAGAAAUAUGUACAUAAAUUCUGCAAUCUCAGGAAGUGUGCAUGUCUCCAAGGUCACUAAUCUGUUGGCCUCUCCUAUUAACCAAGCCUUGUGCUAGGCUGUAAGUAUUUGUCAAGUUGAUUUUAGCAAAUUUAUUGAACACAGGAAAAAAAAAAAGUGUUAAAAAGGUAUAGUCAGUGUGUAUGGUGCAAGCAAAUACUCCCAUUUACAAGUACUAUUAUUUUGCUGCAACUAGUCUCUGCAGGUGAAGCAGAAAUCACUACUACAGCAGCUAGACCGAUUAGCCCAACAAUGCGAAGACUUGCAGGGCAGCCUGGGAGAUGCGGAGGAGGAGAAAACAAGCUUGGAGGAGCAAAUGGAAAAACUGGAGAAUGAGAAGGAAAACCUAAAAUGCCAACUUGAAGAGAAGCAGGUAUAAGUUAUUUCUUGUACUGGUUGGUUCAGUAUGUUGGGAAUAAUACCAUCUGAUCACAUCUCAUGCAUAACAUUAAUAAUACUAAAAGCCUUAGCUCACUUUGUGAAGGAAGUGUUCUAAAGUACACCCUCGCUGUAAUAACUAACUAGAGCAACACUCUAGGCCUUUUUUUUUGGUUUCUUAAUAGUUUCAUUCCGCAAAGGCCACAACUUGAUUUGAAAAUGUUUUUUCAGAUGCCUAGGCAUGAGUUUGGUCACUUGAGUUUGGAAGUGCUAUAAUAAAGAACAGGUCCACCGACCAUGCAGAUAUUUACCUAUUUAGUCAUUUUUUUCUUUAUAAAUUGGUGGGAAUGGAUAACGUUGAGGGUAGCCCAGAAGGAACAUGGCAUGCUUUAUAGAAUUGAUUAUAGUAUUACACAUUUCUGCCUUUUUUUGACAUAGAAACAAAGAAUGUGACGGCAGAUAAGAACCAUUCGGCUCAUCAAGUCUGCCCAAUUUUCUAAAUACUUUCAUUAGGUCCCUGACCUUAUCUUAUAGUUAGGAUAGCCUUAUGCCUAUCCCACGCAUGCUUAAACUCCUUCACUGUGUUAACCUCUACCACUUCAGCUGGAAGGCUAUUCCAUGCAUCCACUACCCUCUCAGUAAAGUAAUACUUCCUGAUAUUAUUUUUAAGAUGUGGCAAUUCAGAUAAUAUCUUAGCUUUUCUGUACUCUUUCUUGUUUAGGAGGUAGUGAAACAGCUCCAGCAACAGAAACAGAAACUGGAGAAGUCCAUUUCUGGCACGGAGAGCAAACUGAGAGAACUGGAAGUUGAUCUCCAAGAGCAAAGAGAAAAGGCCAGAUUACUGGUAUCUUAUCCAGACUUAAACACCCCCCCAGUGUUUGAAAGUAAGUAGAGCAGUAGAAUAUGUAGUUUUUAAUAUUUUGGCCUUCAUGUAUACCUCUUUAGGCCUGAAAACCUCUUCAGAUCUGUCUACAGCCAAUGCUUCUAAAAAUGAUGGCGUAUUUAAUUGCAUGAGGAUCUCAAUAUAGCCAAUAUGGCCGUUUCAUUGUACUAGUAUUAGCAGCUCUAGGUACCAUAAAAAAGACAACAAUAAGGGUAUCUCUUAUAUCUCUGUCUGUCAUAUGUGUCUAUUUGUUAUACCAGUUUUUUUUGUUAGGCUUUUUGCUAUUUUGUGGGGGUUUUUACUGUGGAUAAAAUCAGUGUUUCUGAAUUAUUUUAGUUGCAAUGCAUUUAUUACUGAACCCAUUUUGGAACUUUUGGCAUGUUUGUUGUUCUUUCUUGAUUUCAAAAGGACAACCCACUGUAAUCUGUCAAACCAUUAUAGCACAGUUUGACAAUUGCCUGAGUACCGCUAGGCAUCUGUCCUGCUUCCAGUCUACUUGAGCUUUUGAAGCCAGAUGUCAAUUUUGUGCAAGACUGAAACUCACUAAUUGACUGAAAGAUCUCUGGGCCAAUGAGUUUCUAUCGUAAAUCAAACUUGACGGGUUAAGUGACUUUCUUUAAAUGUGUCACCUUUUAUUUAAGUUGUAUGGUAUGCUUCCCCAUGACUCUCUGUGGCUCAUUUUUACUUUUUUUGUUCAAAACAAAUUUAGUUUAAUUAAGUAUUUUCUGUUUCUGUAUGUGUGGCCCUAGCCACACCUCCCCUGGCUGUGACUGACACAGAUUGUAUGAAAAACAAAAUGGUUUCAUUUUCAAUCAGAUGUAACUUACUUUAAAGGUUUUUAUUUCCUGCGCUGUAAAUUGAACUUUAAUUACAUAUAGGAUACAUCUGCAUGAUUUAUCAAGCUAUUAACAGAGCAGGAGAUAAGAAAUUUUAAAUUAAACAGAAUUUGUAAUAAGGGAAGUGUAAACAUUAGAUGACUCUUCACAGGAAGUUUAGGAAGGCUGGACUAAGGCUGCAUAAACAAAGCAAUUUAACUCCUAAAUGGCAGAGAAUUUAGCAGUAAGACUACAGGGACAUGAUCUAUACACCAAAACUGCCUCACUAAGCAAAAGUUGUUUUGGUGACUAUAGUGUCACAUUAAGCCUAAGUCAUAUAUUUAUUUUUUUUAAAGCUGUGGACAAAUUGACCCAUACAUCAUUAAUAUCAGUGUCUUAUUUGGGAAGUGGAGUGUUUUUGGGGUUUUAAUAUCUAGCUGCCCAUAUGGCAAAAAUUCAACUGUCAUAAAACAGAGCUCAACUGCAUCCUAAUGUAAGGUGAAUGAAGGAGAGUUAAGGAAAAAGACAUGUAAUUGAAUGUGUAGAAGUGCCAAAGAAUUUGCCAUGGGAAAAAUAAACUGACAAUAGUUACUUGUUCCUAUUAUCAGUCUUUCUAUCCAAAAAAGUGAAAUAAUCUGUUUUUGAGAUUUAAAUUGAAUAGUAUAACUGCGAUGUUCUUUUCAAACACAGAUUAAAGAAAUAAGAGACUAAAUAACUCUCAAAUAUUAAAGCAAUCUUGAUUUAGUCUUAGUGUUUCAUUCUAUGUCAUUUUAAUGCUAAAUUAAUACUUUAAACUUGGCAAUUUCACUAAACUGGGUUAGGAAACCCUAAUAAUAACAACAACAACUAUUAUUUAUAGUUCUGUUUAUUGUCGGGUGAAUAAAAAUAUGUUACAAUUGGAAGAAUUUGUACCUUAAAGACUAUUGUUGAAGCUUUGUUGUUCACUUUUCAUACCUAUGUGAAACAUCAUUCCCACUCUCUGCAGGCACUGGUGAUAUAGCAGAAGAUAUGGAUAAACAGCUCCAAGCCAAUAGUAUCCGCAUCAACAUUUUAGAGGAGGAGAAUUCUAGACUAAGAGCCAAUCUGUCCAAACUUAAAGAAAAGGAUCAGCUGGGCCAGCUUAGGGUGAGCUUUGAUCUCCAACGCUAUUACCACUAACAGGCAACACCAUUCAUCCGCACACACAGAAAACAUUGACACCCAAAGAAUUUAAAGAAGUAUAAUGCCUUCUAUUAUAUCAGUAAAAGUGAUAUUAGUAAUAUACUUAACAAAUUUUGAUUGUGUUUUAGAAAUAAGAACGAAAAAAAUUAAAAUAGACAGAUCGACCAAAUAAAACAAGGCUCUAGACGGAACAUAAUAUGGUGUUUAACAAAGAUGUGGUUAUGGUGCUUGUGGACGACCGAUAUCAUGCUUUCACUUUUAACAUGUUUUCACAAAGUUCCAAUGUAGAGCAUAUUCUGGAAGACAAAUUAAAAGCAAUGAAAUAAAUAUACGAUUGUGUCUAUUAGAUUGAUCAGCCAAAUACUUUGAAUAAUAAGACUAAUAUGACUUUCUUCCCUUCGUCUCUCCAGCUGGUUCCCCAAACUCAGCUCUGGAACACCCCUCAAACCCCAGAACCAGUGAGCCCAGAAUCUCAGCAUUUACAAAGCAGCACAAAGUGAGUUUUCUUCACUGCUAUUCAUUAUAUUAUUAUGUCUUCAUAUAUUUCUACAUAGUAGUUCUGCACUAUAUUAUUAUGUCUUCAUAUAUUUCUACAUAGUAGUUCUGCACUAUAUUAUUAUGUCUUCAUAUAUUUCUACAUAGUAGUUCUGCACUCAUUUUGUCUCUUUGCAGCUAUUCGUCUUCCUGUGACUAUGUGAGCAUAUCCACAUUUAAAAUAUUUGCCUUACUGGGCAGUAGUUGAGUGUGAUUCUGACUCUUCACAAGUUAUGGAAAAUGUUUAAAUUUUGUCUCCAUAUGCUUAUUACAAAACUGGUAGCAAAUAUAUGAAUACAAUAAUAUAUAUACACCUACAAUGUACUUGUGUACUACUGGUUCAUUCUAUAGAUUGGUUAGUAUUUGGUAAGGAUACAAUACAGGUUAACCUACAGCCGUGCAUGCUUUUUUACUGCUGUGAGAUUUUGUUUGCACUAUUUUGUUGAUUUAGGUGGAUGAGUGGUUACUGUAUGGAAUUUUAACCAGUGAUGAUGUAAUUAAACCUUUUUCUGUCUGCUAUUUAACAGUGUUUGUCGAAUCUGACAUUUUAAGUAUCCUACCAUAACUUUUUAAUUUGCUGCAACUGAAUGCUAAUUUAGAUGUGCUAUGCUUGUUUUGUGAGUAAGAUACCUUGUGCUAACACACAUGACUAUUAAUGCUUGUAGAAUGUUGUUGGAUUCUUAAAAAUACAAAAGAGCAGUCUAUUUUAGCUAGGGCUGCAAUAUGUUUGCUUACGUAGGAACAGAGUAUUUGAGAAGCGAUAAGAACCAGUAGGCUGAUAUAAUUUGCUCGAUGUCAAAUAUCAUGCUUCAUUUUAUUUAUACUUAAAGGAAUACUACAGAGUCAGGAAUACAAACAUGUAUUCCUGACAUUAUAAUGCUAGAGUGCAGCAUUAGGUUCCUCGCCCCCUCUCGCCGGUGAUUUUACUCAUGCCCAUGCCGGACCUGUCUUGCUGUGGCUGGCCCUGUCUCUGUGGCUGAGAUCAUCAAUUUUGAGGAUCUCAGCCAAUCCGCCUGUCCUCAUAGAGAUGCAUUAAAUCAAUGCAUCUCUAUGGAAAAUGUUCAGCGCCUCCAUGCAGAGCAUGGAGACACUGAAUGUUAGUGCUGUACACUGUGUGGUACUGAUCCUGGAAGCACCUCUAGCGGCCAUUUGAGUGACUGCAACUGGAAUUGUAACUAGGCAGUAGGGAUGCACCGAAAUUAAAAUUCUGGGCCGAAACUGAAAAUUCAGGAUGCCCUUGGCCAAAAACAGAAACCGAAAAUUACUUUUUUUCCCCAAGUGAUUUAAAAAAAAGUUUCCUAUAAUUUUAUUAAUUUUAUACUUUUUAAUGAAUUUAAAUAAUCUAAUAUGAAAAACGUCACUUCUCCCUUCUCUUUUAGUGGUCCCCCCCCUUAAUGUCCCUCUCUCCCCCCUCUAGUGUUCCUCUCCCCUACCUCUUUUUUUAGUGUUCUUUUCCCCCCCCUUCCCCUGUCCCAUAGUGUUCUUUUCUCCCCUCUUCCCCUGUCCCACAGUGUUCUUCCCCCUCCCUGUCCCGCAGUGUUCUCCCAGAUCCCGCAGGUGUUCUUCCCCAGAUCCGUAAUCGAAUUUCUCCCCUCCUGUCCCAUGGUAUUCUCAGCCCUCCGUCCCAUAGUAUUCUCCACUUCCCCUCCCCUGUCCCAUAGUAUUCUCCCUCUCUCCCCUGUCCCAUGGUGUUCUUUCCUUCCCUGUCCCAUAGUAUUCUUUCCUUCCCCCUCCCUCCCGCCCCUGUCCCAUAGUGUUCUUUCCUUCCCCCUCCCUCCUUCCCUCCCCUGUCCCAUGGUGUUCUUUCCUUCCCCCUCCCUCUCUCCCUCCCCUGUCCCAUGGUGUUCUUUCCUUCCCCCUCCCUACCCUGUCCCAUAGUGUUCUUUUCUCCCCCCCCUCCCCUCCACUGUCCCAUAGUGUUCUUUUCUCCCCCCCCACCGUCCCAAGUGCAGUAUUCUUGACUUUUCAUGUUGUUAUUAUUACUAUCUUUCAUUGUGAUAUAUAAUCAUCUGAAUUGUUAAUGCAAGCAUGUCUGCUAAACUAUGCACUACAAACUUUUUUUUUUUUUUAAUUCCCCCCGGCAAUUUUGACCCCGGAUAGGCCCAUAUUCGUCCGAAAAUUUCGGUGCAUCUCGACUAUGCAGCAAUGUAAACACUGUCUUUUCUCUUAAGAGGCAAAGCUUACAGUGCAAAGGCUACUGGGGCAUGCUUUAGUCACAAGAAAAACUACAUUAAGCUGUAGUGGUUCUGGAUACUUUAGUGUCCAUUUAAGGAUUGUAUUAUGUGAAUUUCAAACUUUGCUAAAUUCUUUAACUAUAUGAACCUUUGAGUCUUAUCUACUUCCACCAAAAGGCUACUACACCUGGUAUCUGAAGUUCCUACCCUCUGGUUUAUUACUUUUUUAAAUUAAUGUUAUUACUAUCUAUUCCUUCUUAAAGGACCACUAAAGUGCCAAGAAAACAUAUUAGUUUUCCUGGCAGUAUAGUGCCCUGAGGAUGCCCCCACCCUCAGGGUCCCCCUCCCGCCGGGCUGGAUGGCGAGGAAAGGGGUUAAACUUACCUUUUCUCCAGCGCCGGGAGCUCUCCUCCUCCUCUCCGCCUCUUCGGCUGAAUGCGCAUGUGCGGCAGGAGCUGCGCGCGCAUUCAGCCAGUCUCAUAGGAAAGCAUUUACAAUGCUUUCAUAUGGACGCUGGCGUCUUCUCACUGUGAUUUUCAAUGAGACAGCCACUAGAGGCUUUAGAGGCUGGAUUAACCCAUUUAUAAACAUAGCAGUUUCUCUGAAACUGCUAUGUUUAUAAAAAAAAAGGGUUAAUCCUAGAGGGACCUGGCACUCAGACCACUUCAUUAAGUUGAAGUGGUCUGGGUGCCUAGAGUGGUCCUUUAAUCAGAUGCCAGUAUAUUCACAUAAGUGUGCAUUAUUUCUAAAUAAAUAAAUAAAUAAUCUGGUGCUUUUUCUAAUAUUUCUAAAUCAUUUUCAUGCAAAUUUGCUGUCAUGCAGGUCAACCACUCCCCAAAUGAUCUCAGUGGCCUUAGACCGAAACACAUCCCAUCCCACUUCUAAUGGUCAUAAGAGGAAAGAGUCUCCUGGAAGUGCAAACCAGGCACUAAGCUUUGUGACAUUCCCAUCUGAGAUGUCUCCCAUCGCAGCUUAUGGUCGUGUGAAGCAAGUUAAGGGGAGAAAUCGGACUUUUAGUUCAGACCGCAAAUAACUAGCGAGCUGUAAAUCGAAUAACAAUUUAUUUAUUUUGUAAUAAGAUUCAAUCCCACAUGCCAUCCAUACUGUCUGCUGCUUAUUUACUGCAUUAAUCUAUAGUGUAUGUAGGCAAUAGAUUCCAAAGUUUAUUGAUUAGUUUAGUCUCUGCAGAAGAUCAUCAUUCAAAUUCCAGAGAGUAAUGACAAGGGAUGGACUAGUGUUACUUAGACUUAGAAGAAAACUAGCAAUUUAAUUGUUGAAAAGUAAACAAAACAUUUUUUUAUUUCUUUAUGACCUGUAAUAAUACAGAUACAUUAUUUAUCCAGGCUAUUAAACAGUUGAAUGGAUGUAUGUUUGCACUUAGCAUUAUUAAUAUUUAUACUCCAUAUUCAUACUCCAAGUACCAGCAUGUCUUCCUUUUUUUCUUUCUGUCUUUCAGUUUUUUAUUGUUUAUCUCUUCCUCCAGAUGUAUCCCGUUCUCUCUCACUACUACUAAAAUCUGCAAUAAAGUUUUGAAUUU